Messenger RNA from Lolium rigidum, 2897 nucleotides. Its product is annotated as nucleolin-like. Gene Ontology annotation, biological process: regulation of mRNA stability. The coding region runs from base 213 to 2348 and encodes 711 amino acids. The record is from RefSeq and is a predicted model, not a curated record. Gene Ontology annotation, molecular function: poly(A) binding. The transcript is spliced from 9 exons. NCBI's taxonomy places the organism in Eukaryota, Viridiplantae, Streptophyta, Magnoliopsida, Poales, Poaceae. Gene Ontology annotation, cellular component: cytoplasm; nucleus.
GUCGCCUAACCCCAUCUCCACCUCCACCUCCACGCGCUGCCGGCGCUUCCUCCCGGCGAGCCCAACUCCGCCGCCCCGCUCAAGCUUCCAAAUCCCGUCCACAAGCAACCCCUCUCCGCCUCUCCAGUUCGUCCCAACCCCUCUCCGCCCCUCUAUCCCAUCGGGCUGGAUCUAGGGUUGCAAGGGGAGGGGUUCUGGAGGCCUCCGCCACGAUGGAGGCGGCCGAUCUCGCUGCCGACGACCGCACUUUCGAGGCCAACUUCACCGGCGCCGGCGCCAAGCAGCUGCUGGAGCGCAUGCGGGAGAAGCUGCGAGAGUUCAAGGAUGGCGAAGAAUCCCUCGCGGACUAUGUUAUGGUGCUGCUGACAGGUAGAAAGCGCAAGGAUGAGGCCAGUAAGGACCUCAAUAUUUUUCUGGGAGCUGAUGAUAGUGCAACGUUUAUUUCAUGGUUGUGGGAUCAUCUAUCUUUGAAUUUGCACCUAUAUGUGCAAACACAAGAAAAGCGCGAGGUAGAGAACAAGGGUGAUGAACCAAAAGAACUCCAGGGGAGACAUAAGUCACUUGAGGUGCACUCCAGAAGCAAAGAUCAAAUUCACAAUGAGCAUACAAGUGAAUCAAAUACGACCACAAGGAGUUGGAAUAAGAGGGAAUGGAAAGGAACUGGUCGAGAGGGUAGUAAAAACUUUCCACUACGAAGUGUAUUAACAGAUAUUUUGCACGGAGAAGAGAAAAAGCUGCAAAAGUCUAUUGAAAUACGACAGCCUCCAUUGUCUAAUCAACGGAAUGGCAGAAAGCGUGAUAGGGAGGAUGAACCGCAACAAACAAAGAGAGAAUUGCCUUCUCGUCCCGUGCUUGGUGCAUCCCGCCGUCUUCUGCAGUUUGCUGUUCGAGAUGCUGUAAAAGCUGUGCAGCAAACUAGCAGCUCUACUGAGCCAUCUUCCAAGCGCCUACGUUCUGUGGUUUCUACAUUAUCCACAGACAACCUGCAUGGUCAAAAAUCAGAACGAACUACAGACAGCCUGCGUGAUAGGAGAUCAGAAAGAUCUACAGAGAACGUGCAUGACAGGAGAUCAGAAAGAUCUAAAGACAGCGUGCAUGACAGGAGAUCAGAAAGAUCUACAGACAACUCAAAUGAUAAAAGAUCAGAAAGAACUAGGCAAAUUCUACAAGUACCUGGAGCUGCUCUUAAAGCUGCUGCAGAGGCUGCUGCAGAUUCUUCCAAAGGAAGAUCUACUGGAAGCGUGUUCAGUCGACUAGGUCAAGGGAAUGCUGUGAAGCAACCAUCUCGUUCUCGUGAAGAGAGGAGAGAUUUUGAGCCAGUUACAUCUGUAGAUGAUCAUGAUUCUGAUCAGCAUGAUAAUGAUGAAGAGAUAUCAGGAGACCUGAACAUAGAAGAUGAGGAGGAUGAAAUGAAUGUUGAUACUACCUCUGAUGAUGAUGUGGACAUAGAUGAUGGAACCACUCGAUACCAAGGUUCUGAUUCACAUGCUGCUGCUGUCUCUUCAGUUGUGGAGAAGAAAUUUACAUCGACGAAAUGUAGCGCUGAACCUGAGUCCAGUACGACGAGGCAUUCAAGUUUGACUAAUAAGGGGCAACCUCUUUCUUCAUCACCAAUAAGAGGAAGCAAAACUGUGGCUGGUCCAGUUAAUCUCAGUUCUGUGGAACCUCCCAGUUUUGCUACACCAAAAGAUGUUCAUGUUGUGGAGAAGCUGGACAUCACACCCAUGAAUCCUAAUGUUACCUCUCCGGCUGUUAAUGUCAAAGAAUCAGGUAAUGGAGAAGUCCAAAAGGAGUCACAUCGGUCUGCAACGUCUGUUACAAGUUCAUACAGCUCUGUGCAUCCCACUGAGGAUGCGGAUUCAAGGACCCUCUAUGUUAGCAAUGUUCAUUUUGCUGCCACCAAGGACUCGUUAUCUCGCCAUUUCAACAAGUUUGGUGCCGUGCUGAAAGUAGUCAUUGUUACGAAUGCAGCAACAGGGCAGCCAACAGGGUCCGCAUAUGUAGAAUUUUUACACACAGAGUCGGCUGAGCGAGCUCUGUCAUUGAAUGGCACAUCAUUUAUGACACGCAUUCUCAAGGUUGUGAGGCGAAGCUCUCAUGAAGCUGCUCACUUUUAUGGUUGGCCUGGCAGUGGUCGGUCAUCAAUGUAUGCUAGGCAUAGUAGGAUGGCAUACCCAAGGGGUGCCCUUCCUGGCAACUCUUUUAGAGGACGUACUCCCAUGAAGGCGGGUGCCAGAAGUUUUCAGUGGAAGCGUGAGGCUUCAGGCGCUGAUUCAAAUGCAGUUGCGAAAACUGACAUGAGCGUGUCAUUGCCUUCGGCUGAACAGGUGCUCCCACCAGCCACAUAGGGGGCCGAUCAUAUUUCAUAUAUAUGAUCAUAGUGAGAACCAAUUGGUGUCUUUCCAAUUGUGCAGCAUGUGUGAAUGACGACAAUAAGCUGAGAAGAUUGUUGCUCCAAAAUGCUGCUUUGUAAAAAGACUAAACAGGAAAAUCAUAAAAAAAGUGAAAAAAGAAAAGGAAAAGGGGGAGCGGGAGCGGGAUCUGGAACUCCAAUCUGGUAAACUGCAAUGCUGAUACCAGGAGAUGGCCGUGUCCUGUAUUGAUUAUCAUCAGGCUGCGGUAACAAGCAGUUCUUUUCAGCCAUCUGGAAGGGGCUUACACACAUCUGAAAUAAUUGCAAUUGCUGUUGUGUUGAUGGUUGCUUCAACGAGGAUUGACUACAAGUAGAUAAAAAGGAGGACCAGUUUUCAUGGACAUGAUAUCCUGGCGCUUAGUAUGCGCUCUGUCAAUGUAAGCCCCAACUGUAUAGCGAGCUAUUUAUUUGUACUCUUCUCUCAGAACCCCUUCCCAAUCAAAAAAAGGUGAAAAAAGAAAAGAAAAGAUAGUUCUCCGUGUCA